Molecule: messenger RNA, 1002 nt
Organism: Neltuma alba
Lineage: Eukaryota; Viridiplantae; Streptophyta; Magnoliopsida; Fabales; Fabaceae
Product: glutamate receptor 2.8-like
Exons: 2
Coding region: 8-544 (178 amino acids)
Source: RefSeq, a predicted model, not a curated record
GGGUUCCAUGUUAACUGUACAGAGUUUGCAGCCUAAGUUCAUCGAUGUAAAAGACAUAAAAAAUAAUAAUUACUGUGUGGGAUAUCAGAAGGGGUCCUUCAUCAAAAGGCUUCUGAAAAAUCAAUUGGGAUUCACAGAGUCAAAGUUGAAGCCAUACGAGACGCCUGAAGAACAUGAACGAGCUCUCUCCAGUGGUGAGAUUGCUGCUUUCUUUGAUGAAACCCCCUACGUGAAGCUCUUCCUCACAAGAUACGGCUCCAAGUAUGCUAUGGUGGGGCCAACUUACAAGACUGCUGGAUUUGGCUUCGCAUUUCCACUAAGAUCUCCGUUGGUAUCUUAUUUUUCAAGGGCAAUCCUAAAUGUGACUCAAGAUGAAGAAAAAUUUGAGAGGAUUAGGGCCAAGUACUUCUCCAGCAAAAUCAUAUCUGAAGAUGAAAGCGGAUCAUCAAUCCCGCACAGUCAGACUAGUCUUACUGUGUCCAGCUUUGGAUUUCAUCACCACAGGGGUCGCUUCUGGGAUUUCACUUCUGUUCUAUUUGUUUAAGUUUGGGUACUGUCAGUCAGAAGAAAGAUUUCUUUGGUUGUUACAGUUAAAGGCUCGAAUAUUGAAGUUCCUGGAUCGAAAGGAUUGCUCUUUUUCUCUGGAUGGAAGCGAUUUCAGAGUAUUCCCUGCAAGUAAUAAUAUUGUAGAGGGAGAGAGAGCCAUUACUGCCCAGAAUGAACAAGACCAGCUACCUUCUCCAGACUACAGUGACAACAUUCAGCGUGCGCAUCAGUCAGCACAAGAAGAAAUAGAGAGAAAAGAAUAGGAUUUUAGUUUCUUACAGACUCUGAUCACUUGUUAUAUUCUUCAUUUGAAAGACACUUUUAAGUGUCUAGGCAAUGCCUGUAUAUGAAUAAGAUAUCCUGCAACAAACUUAUGUGUAUCUCAUGGAUUGACAAUAUCCCCUAAAUAAGAUUAUAGAUUCGCAUUUGUUAAUAAAAAAAAUUAUAUUGAAAGAA